CAAAAACGAUAAUUCAUCUGUAAUUCUAGUCACUCGUAAGCAGCUGAUAACUACCUUCUCAAUUAAACAUAUAAUUUUUUUUAGACAUUCCGCUGGACUGCUUUUAUUUUUCUUCUGAAAGCUCUGAUUUAUUUCAGUCUUAUAAUAGACGUGUAAAAUCUCUUCAAGAAAACAUGCCAACGUGAGGAGGAGGUGGGCGAAGAUGGCUGGCUGUUUGUUUUUUUAACUCUUGCUUGCUCAUUCUAAAUAUUAGACGAAGAUGCUCCUUUGAAAAAAGAACGUUGUCAUGAACUGAAACGAAAUCGUUAGCUCAUUGUGCAGCUCUAGUGCGACGUAAAUUAACAACAACAACUAGGAAAUCGUCUAUUAUUAAACAAGGACGAGAUGUAGAAGGACCUGAUAAAUAAAAGAGAAAAUGGAAGGUCCUGAUAAAGGGUGGAGCUGGGUCAUCGCUGCAGCUUGUUUUUUUUCUAGCCUUGUGUUGGCUGGAAUAUUCAGAACAUCCGGUGUGCUGUUCGUUGCAUUCAUCCAUUCUUUUGGUGUGACAAGAGAGGAGGCAUCGUGGCCUAUGGUGCUCUGUAUAUCAGUGCUCAAUCUUACGGGACCGUUUUCUGGUAUAUUGGGACAAAAGUUUGGAGCUAGACCCGGUAUCACAGGUGCAAUAGUGGCCACUGUUGGAAUUUCUUCCUGUUUCUUCACAACUUCGUUGUAUGCAAUUACUCUUCUAUUUGGCGGAGUAUUCGGUGUAGGCUGGGGUUUUAUGAACACGUUAAUGCCAGGAGUUUUGAAUGCAUAUUUCCUGAAUCUUCGAGCUACAGCGAAUGGCAUAGCUAACUCUGGCUCAUGCUUUGGAUCUCUCAUCCUUCCAAUAACCUUUGAAUAUUUCAUUGAAUUUUAUGGCCUUGCUGGUUGCUUCCUGCUGACUGGUGGAAUAGUCCUGCAUAUCGCAAUACUUGGUGCGCUCAUGAGACCACCCCCUUGGCUUAAAUCUACAGCAAGUCAUAGCCUGAAAUAUCUGGAAACUGAAAGACUGGUUUCCAAAGGGAAAUCAAUCCGAUUUCCUGAUCAAAACAUGAUUGAAAUUCAAAAACAUGAACGAGUGCUGUGUGAAACCGAAAAAGAUAGCAUGUUACAAUCAACGAUAUCUUCUGAAGAUGACCCACAAGAUCCCAGUUCUAAAACUUAUCAGAGCACCAUUUUGCCAACCAGUUCUUUUGAGAAUGUAUCGAAAAAAGCUCAUAGUGUCAAGGAGAGAUAUUUUACUGAGAAAGAUGUAAAAUCUUCGUCAAACACAUUUCUGAACGAGGCAGCCAAAAGUGAAAGCCAAUCUGUUAAAGACAUAAUGCAUAAUUUCGUUAUUGUCCUUAUGUGCCCAUUAUUCUACAUUACUGCAAUAACCAAUGUGAGCUUUUAUUUCUUGUACCACAUGUAUGUGGUGAUUAUUGUUGAUUUUGCCCUCGAUAGGAGUGUGCCGGCACAAAAUGCCAAAGACAUGCUUUUUGCUUUUUCGAUAGCCGAUUUAUUUGGAAGACUUUGCUUUGGUUGGAUCACAGACAAAAAAUUCGUCUCUCGUCCAAAAUUUGUUAUGAUAUGCAUGGUACUCAUUGGUAUAGUUUUCUUCCUAUUCCCAUUUUCCGAAAGCUACUGGACUUUGAUAGCCUCCAGUUGCGCUUAUGGCCUUCUCUUAGGAUGCACCAUGGUCAUCUUUCCCAUAUUGCUUGUUGAUUUUUUAGGCAUCGAACUGCACGCUGUUUCUUAUGGUUGUAUGUGCUUCAUGAACGGAUUCGCCUCUUUUGGAAGACCCUACCUCAUAGGUUAUUUUCGAGAUCACGUGGGCUCCUAUUCCAGCAUGUUUUACGUCCUUGGUGGAAUAUCAAGUGCGGCAUCUCUUCUCUGGAUACUCGAGAGCUUAUUUGUGAAAAAAGAAAAUCUAUAAACAUUUCUUAUCGCCAUUUUCUUAAGUGAAAAUAAAUAUUUAUUUUUUCAUGUUCUGUAAAUUUGAAAUAAAUGAAUUCACUUUAA
Molecule: messenger RNA, 2022 nt
Organism: Parasteatoda tepidariorum (common house spider)
Lineage: Eukaryota; Metazoa; Arthropoda; Arachnida; Araneae; Theridiidae
Source: RefSeq, a predicted model, not a curated record